AUCCCUGCGUGUAAACUACCGUUGGAGGGGCGAACCGAAAUGUCUGGAGAGCAAAUACAGAUCGCUAAGCAAAGACAGUCGACGCUGACGGGAUCUGUGCGCUUUCGUUGAGACUUUUCAGUACCUCAUCGUGGGAAUUUAAAAGCCUUUUGUCAUCGUGAAGCAUAUCUAAGGUGGCCUUUAGCACCUAGAGCAACACAUCUCCGAAGAGGCGAGAAGACCAGAUACGGAGCGAAGAGUUGUUGUUUUUUUUUCUCUUGCUUUCACCAAGAGCUGUUUUUGUCACGCUCCCUCACAAUCUCUCGUCCCAUCUGUUGGAGCACUUCUGCCAAGGCGGUUUCAUAAGCAGAGAUUCAUCUCUUGUCUGCAUUCUUUGAGUGACACGUUUUCUCAAGAUAAUAAAAGAUAAUUGCCGCGAUUUUUGGAAAGGCGGCAUUUGCUUGUUGCUCAUUUGCAGUAUUGAAGAUCUGCACCCUUUGAAAACCCUCAAAGAAGGGCUCACAGCCCAAAACUCAUUUUUUCAUUUCCCUGCUUUCCUUGGUGAAGAAACAAUGAAUUUCUCUCCUUAGUUCUUUUAAACAACCAACAACAACUAUGAUUCACCUGUGUGUACAUAGUAGUCCCACUUAAAUUAAAGUCCUUCUUAUUUUUUUUGCCUUGGCUGGCACCUUAAUCAAAGCUGUUCCAGCCUCAUCCUACUCUAGUAUGAGUUAUGACAACCCUAAAUCUGCGCCCAGCAGCAGCACUCGGGGGCGAGUGGCGAGGGCAGAAGAGAAAGACAACAACCAUGAAGCGGAGUCAGAAGGGUUAAACUCGCCGGAGACUAGCGGUGGUCAGUCUGGCGCCAAUGAUCCCACUCAGGAGCAGGGGCGUGGAGCCGGAGGCGGCUCAUCUCCCGGCCAAGGGUCGGGAUCCGGAAGUUCGUCCAGAGGCCGAAGAGGGCCCAACUCCGAUGAUAUGGACGGACUCUCCAGCGGGAAUGACUCCGGGGAGAGGGAAAGCGAGAGCGGGAUGGAGAGAGAGAACAGCCCACGCGGACGCCAGUCCACACGCAGCUCCCACAGCUCAUCAAAUGGCAAGGACUCCGGCAUGAUGCUGGAAACCACUGAGAGCAACAAGAGCUCCAACUCCCAGAGCCUCUCGCCUCCCAGCAGCUCCCUGGCCUACAGUCUGCUGUCGACCAGCUCGGAGCACGACCCCCCCUCCACCUCUGGCUGCAGCAGCAACCAGUCGGCGCGGGUCCAGUCCCAGAAAGAGCUUAUGAAGGCCAUCAAGGAGCUGAAGCUCCGCCUACCAACUGAGCGCAAAGCCAAGGGCCAUGCCAGCACUCUAAAUGCACUCAAAUACGCACUUCAGUGUGUCAAACAAGUCCGAGCCAACAAGGAGUACUAUCAUCAGUGGAGUGUAGAGGAGUGUCAUGGCUGCAGUCUGGACUUGUCUACCUUCACAAUCGAGGAGCUGGACAACAUCACCUCAGAAUACGCCCUCAAAAACACUGACACGUUCACCAUGGCCGUGUCAUUCUUGUCGGGGAAAGUCAUAUACGUGUCGCCCCAGGGCUCAUCCCUGCUACGCUGUAAGCCCGAGUGUCUCCAAGGGACCAUGUUUUCGGAUCUUCUGGCCCCGCAGGACGUCAGCACUUUCUACAGCGGCACAGCGCCCUGCCGCCUGCCUAACUGGGCCUCUUGCAUCGGAUCAGCCUCUCCGGUCGAUUGCACUCAGGAGAAGUCCAUGUUCUGUCGAAUCAGUGCCGACCGGACGCAGGGCCGCGAGAUGCGCUACUACCCCUUUCGCCUCACGCCCUACCAGCUCACCAUCAGGGACUCGGAUCUCGCGGAGCCACAGCCCUGCUGCCUGCUCAUCGCAGAGAGGGUCCACUCUGGAUACGAGGCUCCUCGUAUCCCUGCAGACAAGAGGAUCUUCACCACCAGUCACACACCCAGCUGCCUCUUCCAGGAAGUUGACGAGAGGGCGGUGCCUUUGUUGGGCUACCUGCCUCAGGACUUGGUGGGAACCCCCACCCUGCUCUACAUCCACCCUGAAGACAGGCCCAUGAUGCUGGCUAUACAUGAGAAGAUCUUUCAGUUUGCGGGGCAGCCGUUUGAAUAUUCACCCCUGAGGAUGUGCGCCCGCAGCGGGGAGUAUCUGACCAUCGACACCAGCUGGUCUUCGUUUGUCAACCCCUGGAGCCGCAAGGUGGCGUUCAUCGUAGGGCGCCACAAAGUCAGAACGAGCCCUCUGAACGAAGACGUGUUCACGACGCCGCAGGGCUGCGAGGGUCGGGUCACAACGCCCGACGUCGUCCAGCUGAGCGAGCAGAUCCACCGGGUGCUGGUGCAGCCGGUGCACAGCGGCAGCUCUCAGGGCUACAGCUCGCUCGGGUCCAGCGGCUCGCGGGGCUCCCGGCGGUCGCACCAACAGCACCUCAGCGCCUCAGCCGGCUCGUCCAGCGACAGCAACAGCCCCGCCAUGGACAAGGCCAACGCCGCGGUUGCUGUGAACAAACCUAUGACGUUCCAGCAGAUCUGUAAAGACGUUCACAUGGUCAAGACUAAUGGACAGCAGAUGUUUAUUGAGUCCCGUAACCGGCCACUACCAAGAAAAAACAACAGCACAGGCCCAGCAACCGUCAGAGCCGUCACUAGUGACCCAAUCAGAGGCUUGAUAGCUGACCUGACAAAACCACCCAAAGCUUUGGUUCCUGCACCGCUUGCACAGCAGGAUCCCCCUACUGGCUACUCCUACCAGCAGAUCAACUGUCUGGACAGCAUCAUAAGGUACUUGGACAGCUGUAACAUUCCUAACACGGUUAAAAGGAAGUGUGGCUCCUCCUCUUGCACUUCCACGUCUGAUGAUGACAAACAGCAGGAGGCCAGCGGCAACAACAACGGUGGUUCAGUUAGCCUCGUAGGUGAACCACCUUCUCUGCCCCCACUGACCUUGGCCACAAAGGCAGAGAGUGUAGCCUCAGUCACGUCCCAGUGUAGCUUCAGCAGCACCAUCGUGCAUGUGGGAGACAAGAAGCCUCCUGAGUCAGACAUCAUCAUGGAGGAGGCUCCGACAACUCCUACGCUUGCUCCUCCUACAAUAACGCCAACUCGUCCUGCCAUCACCCCUCCCCCUCCCCCGCCUCCUCUACCUCAAGCCACUCAGCCGGAGAGGGACAGCCGGAGAAGUGGAAGUGUAGGAGGGCGGAUGGGUCUGACAAAGGAGGUGCUGUCCGCCCACACCCAGCAGGAGGAGCAGGCGUUCCUUGACCGCUUCAAGGACCUCAGCAAGCUGCGUGUUUUCGAUCAGACAGCGUCUUCAAAUCUGCACUGCCACGCCCCGGCUGCCAACCCUCUGUCACGAGGAGUGCGUUGUUCUCGGGACUACCCAGCUGCAGCAAGCAGCUCUGCUCGCAGACGUGGCCGCGGAGGUAAGCGACUCAAGCACCAGGAGUCGUCUGACCAGCGCAGCUCUCUUGGCCUGAGCGGGAGCCGGGGUGACCCCCGAACCAGCACAGGUCCCAUGCCCCUCAACAUACCUCUCGGACCCCCAACAAACUCCUCAUCCUGGCCGUCUGUAGGCUCCCAGGCCAGCAUUCCCUCCGCCCCUUUCGCUCCCGGUAUGCUUCCAAUCUACCCCGUUUACCCACCGCUCGCGCAGCCCUUCCCCCAGGCCAUCCCAGAUCAAUCACGUUUUCCCCCUAGCCAGAUGAUACCUCCCAUGAUGGCGCUGGUUCUGCCCAACUACAUGUUCCCUCAGAUGGGAGCACCCAUCUCUCAGCCAGGUGCCACCCCAGGACACUUCUACAAUCCCAACUUCCCGUACCCCGUCGCCACCCCGGCCGCUGUCCCCAAUGUUCUUUCCAACACUGUACCCAUCCCAGGCAACUGCGUCCCGUCUCGUAGCAGCACCCCCCAGUCCUACACUCAGACGCCUGCUGACCGUGAGGGUGCAGAGUCCCCCCUCUUCCAGUCCCGAUGCUCCUCUCCCCUCAACCUGUUGCAGCUGGAGGAAUCACCGAGCAACCGGUUAGAGGUCGCCACGGCCCUGGCAGCAUCACAGCAAGCCACGCCUUCUGUGCAGGGCGGGGCAGGCGGGGGGCAGAGCUCAACCAAUCAGGGGAGCUCUGAUGAUAUCUCCAAGGAGAACGAGAAUGGUGAAACUAAUGAGUCCAACCAAGAUGCCAUGUCCACCUCCAGUGACCUGCUUGACAUGUUGCUGCAGGAAGACUCCCGCUCAGGCACCGGCUCAGCCGCCUCUGGUUCAGGGUCCUCAGGCACGAGGUCCUCUGGUUCAGGUUCCGGCUCCAACGGCUGCAGCUCCUCUGGCACCAGCGGCACCAGCAGCAGCCAGGGCAGCCACACCAGCAAGUACUUUGGCAGCAUCGACUCAUCAGAGAACGAUCAUUCCCGCAAACAGCCUGCAGGGGGCAGCAGUAGCGCCGGAGGAGAUGGUGGCGAGGAGCAGUUCAUCAAGUGUGUCCUACAGGACCCCAUCUGGCUGCUGAUGGCCAACACGGACGACAAGGUCAUGAUGACCUAUCAGCUGCCUGUCAGGGACAUGGAGACUGUGCUGCGAGAGGACCGUGAGGCCUUGAGGAGCAUGCAGAAACACCAGCCACGCUUCACCGAGGUGCAGAAGAGGGAGCUGAGCCAGGUGCACCCCUGGAUCCGCACAGGACGUUUGCCCCGAGCCAUCAACAUCUCUGGCUGUGCAGGCUGCAAGUCUCCCACCUCCGUGCCUCCCGCCGCUCCGUUCGAUGUGGAGAUCCACGAGAUGGAGCUGUGCAAUGUGCUGAAGGCUCAGGAGGAGGGCGCCGGUGACGGGAGGAAACUUCUUUCAGAGACCGCCAUGGAUGAAGCUCACCCAGACGAUGAAGAAGAAGAGGUAGAAGAGAAAGGACAAAACGGCAACCAGGACAUGCCAGCAGAGGAGCAGAGAGCGACCUCAGAGGCUGUGAAGGAAAAUGAGUCUCGCAUGACCCACUGAGAGGGCGGCCAAAGAUGAUGAACACUAUUGUGAACUUUCUACGCUGAUAUGCAGAAAAUUUGCACCUUCAAGGUCUUUGUGCGCAAAACAUCUUUACACAGGGUGUAAAUUGUUAAAAUGGGAUUUGCAGGGACACGACAAAAGAUGCUCAUCGAUCAAGACAACUUCCAUUUGUUGUUUGACAGGUCAGGCAGGCCAGUUACUUGUUCAUGAAGUCUGACGUUGGUGAACGCACACCAGGCAUGUUUUAUGGCUGCAUAUUAAACGCCUUGGAAACCACAGGACAUCAUGUACACUCAGUUUUAGAGAGUGAAUUACAACUCGCCCUCACCUGUUGUUGGCAUAUUUAUUUAAAGUUGUUAGAUAAUCAGAGAGGACUAAGGUGAAUGUGUUUUAAAAAGAGGCGCCUUUGCAUAAAGAUGGAUGUUCGUCACCGUCCUCCUUGACAUUUUAUCUCUCCUUUUCAGCUUGUGAGGAAAGAAGGGAGUUUUAUCUGAAGACUUUCUUGUUGAAUGUUUCACAGGUUGUCUGGAGUCCUGCUCCCACCUAGAUUCUGUUUCUUUAGUUUUUUUUAUAUAAAAAGUUUCCCCCGAUAAAAAAACAAAAAAACAACUAGGUUUAUUUUGUAAACAUUGUGUAUAUUUUUAUACUUCAUCCACUGCAAAUAGAGAGGAUUAAUGCCCAAAAGAGUGUCCGUACACCGUACAUAUGUGAAAAUCCAGGAUGGAAGUCUUCAGGCGGAAAAAAUCAUCAGUCUCUGAAACGAAGAUGGGGUUUCUCGUGACACAUGGACAGCGACGUACAGUUAACCGUGGGGCAGCGUGGCAAAGACACUGACCUGGACUUUUAAGGUUUGUCUUCAGCCACGCAUUCUUUAGAAAUGAAAAACAAUGCCUGUCUGAGAAACAAUUCUCUCACAAACAGUAUUUCCCAAACUGCCAGCAUCCUAAGGAGCCGUGGCAGAGGGAGAGCGUUUGUGUUGCCAGUGCUUGCCCGUGGUGGAACGUGGAUUUGGAAGAGGCGGGACUGAAGUCUUUGAAAUAAGCCUUGAGAGUUUGGAGAGUGUUUACUAUGUUCUCUUUUCCUCUCUGUCCCAUUUCUCUUCUCUCUGUGGCACUGUUCUGGUCAUGUGAUAUCCUAUGCUUUAUGGCGUCAGUGGUGUCUGCAACAGUUUAUAAAUAUUUUUGUGAAAUUCUUUGUACAAAAAUAGACAAUAAAACUAAUUCAAAUGUU
Molecule: messenger RNA, 6210 nt
Organism: Micropterus dolomieu (smallmouth bass)
Lineage: Eukaryota; Metazoa; Chordata; Actinopteri; Centrarchiformes; Centrarchidae
Gene: per1b
Product: period circadian clock 1b
Exons: 21
Coding region: 706-4977 (1423 amino acids)
Biological process (GO): entrainment of circadian clock by photoperiod; circadian regulation of gene expression; negative regulation of transcription by RNA polymerase II
Cellular component (GO): nucleus; cytoplasm
Molecular function (GO): transcription corepressor binding; transcription cis-regulatory region binding
Source: RefSeq, a predicted model, not a curated record